AUGACAGCCAGAAAGAGUCAACGGGCACCCACUGCUUGCUCUAGCUGUGCUAAACGUCGGGUGAGAUGCGACAAGCAGAUCCCAUGUGGAACUUGUCUCGCAAGAGGCCUUGAAACCACAUGUGCAAGAGAAGUUGUCAAAGUCAAAGGCCAAGUUACCAGAGACAGUGCAAAUCAGAAAGAGCGAGUUCUAUCAUAUCUUGAACUCCAACAAGAAAACGAUCGACUAAAGGCCGAGCUAUUCAAACCCAGCCUACUUCGACAGCGGAAAACAACUUCUUCUACAUACCCUAGAUGGGAAAACAUCAUUGAAAUGCUCGAAACCCAGACGAAUUUGCAACAUGGCAAAAGCGCUUAUCAUCAGAAGGUGUGGAAUCGAACAGACAUCCGGAUGCCAAGCAAAGCCUGCAGUGAUGUUCUAUUGCAUCAUGGCUUUACGUGGACCUCAUGGAUCCAUUUCGCUGUUCAUCUGCAAACAUUCGAGCUAGAGCACGAGUCUGCUUGGAUGAGCGGGAUGUUCCUCGAUGGCGAUACUCUCUGGCUUGCUAUGAGUCUUAUGUUUAUGGACGAGGAUGAAGCUAGAAAAGCGGGACUACCUCUAGAAAAUACACCUGAGCUUGUUCAAAACUGGUAUAACACAGCGCUCUUCUUCCUCAACGAGGCUGACUUCAUGCGGAAUCCUGAUUUCAGGAUAGUGCAGGCCAUUGCCAUACUGAUCGGGCUGGCCAAAAAUGUUGGGGACUUUAAUCUUCAGCCAGUUCUUCAAGUAACAGGAAUAAGGAUAGGGCAGAUCUUGGGAAUGGAUCAGGAGCCUCCCAUGGUAUCCAACGACCCUGUUAUGCAAGAGAUCAGUCGACGAGUUUGGUGGACCUUGAUCAUCUGUGAAUGGCUGUCCAUACCAGCGCAUCCGCCCUGCAUCCACGAAGCGGACUUCAAUGUUAGACUACCACUGGUCCUAUCAGAUGAAGAGUUAGCGACAGAAUUAAUUGACGAGCCGAAUACAGCCAUCAAAACGCCACGUCCAGUGGAUUAUCACAAUGCUAUGAUCUUCUUAGCACAAUCGAACUAUCGCUUUCGAAUCCAAAUGUCGGCCAUUGAAAAUCUAGGUGGAGAUAAUCUUCUUGAAGACCUUGUUCUGACAACGGAUGAAGCCCUGGCCAAUAUUAUCUCACAGUUGCCAUCUCAUCUUCUCGAGAUCACUGGAGGACCAGGCCAAGACAGGGAACAAUAUCCACCUUGGGUAUUGUGGCAACAAACUACCUUGUCUCUCUCAUUUCUGUUCUGUCGAAUGAAGGUUAACCGAGUCCUACAACAUCGAUGGGCCUCCUCUUCAGAUGUCCUUCUUGUAAGAUCCAAGGCAAUAUGUUUAGACUCGGCCAACACAAUUGUGUCCAUGGUCAAGCAACACAAGGUUGUGUUGGCACGCCAUCGUCCAUGGGCAACAACCUCUGCCUUAUUUUCUGCUGCCUUGACCCUUGCAGCAGAGGCAAAGCGUCUUGGCUCAAAUGCAGCAGAGGAAUAUAUUGACAGAAUUCAAACUUGUUCCUCAUUUUUGAGUAUAUCAAAGAUCACAGCGCUCUUGCGAUGCGAGUGCUAG
Messenger RNA from Penicillium verrucosum, 1596 nucleotides. RefSeq names its product Zn(II)2Cys6 transcription factor. Bases 1 to 1596 code for a protein of 531 amino acids. The record is from RefSeq and is a predicted model, not a curated record. The transcript is spliced from 5 exons. Gene Ontology annotation, molecular function: DNA-binding transcription factor activity, RNA polymerase II-specific; zinc ion binding. NCBI's taxonomy places the organism in Eukaryota, Fungi, Ascomycota, Eurotiomycetes, Eurotiales, Aspergillaceae. Gene Ontology annotation, biological process: regulation of DNA-templated transcription.